Messenger RNA from Gastrolobium bilobum, 1364 nucleotides. Its product is annotated as GDSL esterase/lipase APG-like. Gene Ontology annotation, cellular component: apoplast. The record is from RefSeq and is a predicted model, not a curated record. Gene Ontology annotation, molecular function: hydrolase activity, acting on ester bonds. Lineage: Eukaryota; Viridiplantae; Streptophyta; Magnoliopsida; Fabales; Fabaceae. Bases 41 to 1105 code for a protein of 354 amino acids. The transcript is spliced from 5 exons.
GCCUCCAAAAGCUUAUUGUUGACUAGCAAGGCAGAAAAAGAUGAACAUCAUCAAAAGCAAAGAAGAGCUUGCUCUACUCUUUGCAUUUUUCUUCAUAACUUGCGGGUAUGCACAAGACACCCUUGUGCCAGCAAUCAUAACAUUUGGUGACUCUGUUGUGGAUGUUGGGAAUAAUGACUAUCUUCCCACUCUUUUCAAAGCUGAUUACCCUCCUUAUGGUAGAGACUUUGUUAACCACCAACCUACUGGGAGGUUCUGCAAUGGGAAACUAGCUACUGAUAUUACCGCUGAAACACUGGGUUUUAAAACUUUUGCACCUGCAUAUCUUAGCCCUCAGGCAUCAGGGAAGAACCUCCUUAUUGGAGCAAACUUUGCUUCAGCUGCAUCUGGUUAUGAUGAAAAGGCUGCUAUUUUGAGUCAUGCUAUCCCAUUGUCCCAACAGUUAGAUUAUUACAAGGAAUAUCAAAGCAAGCUGACUCAGGUAGCUGGCAGUAAAAAAGCAGCCUCAAUUAUCAAGGAUGCAUUGUACUUAUUGAGUGCUGGUAGCAGUGACUUUGUGCAAAAUUAUUAUGUCAAUCCUUUUAUCAACAAAGCUGUCACUCCUGAUCAGUAUUCCUCGUACCUAGUGGAUGCAUUCUCAAGCUUUGUUAAGGACUUGUAUGGAUUGGGAGCUAGGAAAAUUGGAGUGACUUCACUCCCACCAUUGGGUUGCCUACCUGCUGCAAGGACUUUAUUUGGUUUCCAUGAGAAUGGUUGUGUCUCAAGAAUCAACACUGAUGCCCAAGGAUUUAACAAGAAGAUCAACUCAGCUGCAACAAAUCUUCAAAAGCAACUUCCUGGUCUUAAGAUUGUGGUCUUUGAUAUUUUCAAGCCUCUCUAUGAUCUUGUUCAAUCCCCUUCAAAAUUUGGUUUUGUGGAGGCAAGGAGAGGUUGCUGUGGUACAGGAACUGUUGAGACAACAUCCUUGUUGUGCAAUCCAAAAUCACCAGGAACUUGUUCCAAUGCAACACAGUAUGUGUUUUGGGACAGCGUCCAUCCUUCACAAGCUGCUAACCAAGUUCUAGCUGAUUCAUUACUUGUACAAGGCAUAGGUCUUAUCUCAUAAGGACACGUGAUUCUAAUUAUCUCUGUUCAAUGUUCUCGUCUCGUGUGCAACUACUCAUCGUGGCUGGAAGUGAUGCAAAAGUUUUAUAUAUUUUCUGAAGUCUGGAGGAAUCAGUAUUCUAUUUAGUCUGGAGUAAUCUGUAUUCUAUAUAUUUUAAAUCUUGAGAAAUUUCAUAUUUACUCGUUUGUAAUAACAUUUUAUAAAAAGAAGAAAUCUCUACUUAGUAUUUAUAAAUGCAUUGUUCUAUUUUUGUAAGUUA